CAGCCAACAAUCAACAUUUGGUUGGAGCCAGUUCGUGUGAGUGUAUCCAAGUAGUGUGAUGUGUUGGGGGGCCUCGUAUUGAGAGCCAACCCAGCCAUUCAUUCAGUACGAUACUCUUCGUCCAUAGUGACAGUUUGUUUUUCGCUUGCGCAGACAAGUCAUACGGUCCGGUCCCUCAACAAAAAAUCUUUUGCUUGAACAAACCCCCAUUGUUUUGUCUUGGUUGUAGGAGGAGAGGAGUGUUUUCGUUUUGUUGGCACAAACAACCCGAAAAAGGUGACGAAAUCAAAUUUAAAAACUUGACAAUAAUCGACAACAAGGGAAGGAAAUAGGAAUCCUAACAGGCGUCAAAAUGUCUCAACCACAGCAAGAACAACAAACCCCGCCACCACAACAAAAGGCGACACCAGCAAAAAGCAUUCCAAAUGGCUUGAAAUUUGUGUUUGGCGGUGGAGCCGGUAUGGGUGCCACCAUGAUUGUGCAACCUUUUGAUUUGGUCAAGACACGCAUGCAAAUCUCUGGUGCCGGCAGUGGCAAAAAAGAAUUCCGCAACUCUUUCCACUGCAUGCAAACUGUGAUAAGCAAGGAGGGUCCUUUGGGUUUGUAUCAGGGCAUUGGUGCCGCUUUGUUACGUCAGGCCACAUACACCACCGGUCGUCUGGGUAUGUUCUCGUAUUUAAAUGAUGCCUAUAAGGCCUAUUUCAACAAGGAUCCCAAUGUGUCGGCCAGUAUGUUGAUGGGUAUUAUUGCUGGAGCUUGUGGUGCCUUCAUUGGAACUCCUGCCGAAGUUGCGUUGGUGCGCAUGGCCUCAGAUGGUCGCCUGCCUUUGGCCGAAAGACGUAACUACAAGAAUGUUUUCAAUGCCUUGACUCGCAUCACCACCGAAGAAGGUUUGGCCACAUUGUGGCGCGGCAGUCUUCCCACAGUUGGCCGUGCCAUGGUUGUCAACAUGACUCAACUUGCCUCCUACUCCCAGUUCAAGACAUACUUCAAAAAUGGUCCCUUGCAAAUGGAAGAAGGUAUUAAAUUGCAUUUCUGUGCCAGUAUGUUGUCCGGUUUGCUGACAACAAUUGCCUCCAUGCCACUGGACAUGGCCAAGACACGUAUCCAGAAUCAGAAAUAUGUCGAUGGUAAGCCCGAAUAUCGCGGUACCAUCGAUGUUUUGGGUCGGGUGUUGCGCCAAGAAGGUGUUCUCGCCCUCUGGAAGGGCUUCACACCCUACUACUGCCGUUUAGGUCCACACACAGUGCUGACAUUCAUCUUCCUCGAGCAAUUGAAUCAAGCCUAUUUCAAUUUUGCCGCCAAAAAGGAUCUGUGAUUGUAAAGUAACUACUGGCUGCCAUCACACAAAUGAGACGGCUGUGGGCAAACCCAAAAAGCAAAAAUCAUCACAACACACACACAAAUAAUCUGUUUUAUAGAAAAAAGAGAUUUGUAUCUAUUGUAUGUAAUUUAAUUGUAAAUGUGUAACGAGUUCCCUGGUAAGAAAUCGAAGAAAAAAAUUGACCUCGUUCCUCGUUCUGUUAAUUGUUAAAGAUUGAAUGAAAAAUGAUAAUAAUAAUGUUAAAUGAGAUUCCAGAUAAAUAAAGCCAAUUGAAUGAAUAUGGGAUAUACCACCUAUUAGAUAAAAUAUGAAAAAAGUUUG
Molecule: messenger RNA, 1645 nt
Organism: Musca domestica (house fly)
Lineage: Eukaryota; Metazoa; Arthropoda; Insecta; Diptera; Muscidae
Product: mitochondrial 2-oxoglutarate/malate carrier protein
Exons: 2
Coding region: 353-1318 (321 amino acids)
Biological process (GO): phosphate ion transmembrane transport; oxaloacetate transport; thiosulfate transport
Molecular function (GO): sulfate transmembrane transporter activity; thiosulfate transmembrane transporter activity; oxaloacetate transmembrane transporter activity
Source: RefSeq, a predicted model, not a curated record